Molecule: messenger RNA, 802 nt
Organism: Staurois parvus
Lineage: Eukaryota; Metazoa; Chordata; Amphibia; Anura; Ranidae
Source: the annotation of a GenBank genome assembly
AUGGAUGACACUGGGACAAGGAAGAAACAUCAUAGUAGGAGCCCUCAUCCAUCUCACCACAAGUCGGUGAAAAAGAAAUCUGCAUCAAGGCACAGAGGUGACAGCAGCAGUCCUUCACCUACAAGAAGGCGUUCAACCCUCUCCAAAUACCAUGCUGAGGUUUCAAGGAAAGUAGAACGGAAAACGUGGAAAAAGGAAGUUGAGCAUAUCAUCUUCUGCAUCCUCCUCCUCACCAGAAAGAAAGAAGAAGAAAAGGAAAGCUGCAAAAUCAUCAUCUUCCCCCUCAUCUUCAUCAUCAUCAUCUACUUCUUCAGAUAGCUCCAGCUCAUCAUCUUCCUCUUCAGAUGAAUCUAGUGACAGUUCUAAACACAAGAGACAUCACAAAAAGAAAAAGUACAGGAAGGGUAAAAAGAAAAAGAAGCUGAAAAAGAAAAGCAAAAAAUCCAAAAAAACGAGCUUGCCUAAAAUGAAGGCUCAGGAGGCCAAGAGCAGAACAGAAGAACCCCUUCAUGGACCAUCUUUAGAGUUGCCUCAGGAGUCUUUGGAAGAAAUUGGUCCAGUGUUGACUGAUGAGCAGAAGAGCCGUAUUCAGGCAAUGAAGCCAAUGACGAAGGAGGAGUGGGAUGCACGGCAGAGUGUUAUCCGAAGAGUCAUGGAUCCUGAAACCGGGAGAGUGAGGCUUAUUAAAGGAGAUGGUGAAGUAUUAGAAGAAAUUGUAAGCAGGGACAGACACAGAGAGAUCAACAAGCAAGCUACAACGAAUGACGGGCUGACUUUCCAAAUGAGGUCUGGGAUAAUCUAA